AUGGGGGGGGGGUUGGGGGGUUUGGUGAUGAGGGUAGGGGGGGGGGGGUUGGGGGGGGUUUGGUUUGGGUUGGGGUGUAUUGUUGUGGGGUGGUGGGGGGGGGUGGUUGUGUUGGGGGUUAGUGGGGUGGUGGUGGGGGAUGGGGAUGUUGGAUGGGGAUGUGUUUGGGGAUGUUAUGUGAUUGUUUUGGGUGUGUUUUGGGGGUUUGGUGUUUGGGGGGUUAUUGGUUUUUUGGGUUGGGUGGGUUGGGGAUUUGUUGGGUUGUGUGGUGUGGGUUUUGGUUGGGGAUUGUGUUGGGGUUGGGUUGGGGAUUUUGGUUGGUUGGGUUUGGGGGGGGGGGGGGGGUGGGGGGGUUGGGGUGGUGAUUGGGGGGGGGGGGGGGUGGUUGUGGGAUUGGUUAUGAUUAUUAGGGUGUUGGGGAGGGGGGGGGGGUUGGGUUGUGAGGGGGGGUUUUUGAGUUUGUGGGUGUAUUGGGUGGGGGGGGGGGUGUGUGUGGGGUGUUUGGUGUGGUGGGUUGGGGGGGGUGGAGUUUUUGUUUUGGAGGGGUUGGGGGUUUGGGGUGUUGUUGGGGGGGGGUGGGGGGGGGGGGGGGGGUAUUGUGGGGUUGGGUGUGGUGGUAGGGGGGUUGGGUGGGUGUGGGGGGUUGGGGGGUUUGGGGUGAGUUUUUGGGAAUUUGGGGGGGUUUUUUGGGGGGGGGGGGGUUGGUUGUUGGGGGGGGGGUGGGGGGUUGGGUGUGGGUUGUGGGUGGGUGUGAGGUUGAUUGGUUGGGGGGGGGUUGAUGUUGGGUAUUUGAUUUGUGUUGUUUUAUGGGUUGGGGGGGGGGUGGGGGGGGGGGGGGUGUGGUUGUGGGUUUGGGUGGUGUAG
Molecule: messenger RNA, 864 nt
Organism: Knipowitschia caucasica
Lineage: Eukaryota; Metazoa; Chordata; Actinopteri; Gobiiformes; Gobiidae
Source: the annotation of a GenBank genome assembly